AUGUGUUACUCCUGCAGCACCAAAGGAUAUUUUUCUAGCCCAUGCAAAGACGGCCGAGGUCCUAUGGUAGAUAGGCGAACGGACGAACUUGAGAUGGCAAGGCCUGCGCAGAACUAUAGGCCUGUAACCCCUGCUCAUCCGGUGUCACGUCUUCCUAGCCGCCUGGAGGCACGAGCAUCCUCCUCAAGCCGCUCUGAUGGUGGAUCCAGCAGGGCAAGCUCCAGGCAGGGUAUACCAAGUCAGGCAGUUUCCAGCCUGGCUACCUCCAAUCGGCCUAUAUCCAGUCGUGCUAGCUCUAGUCAGGCUAGCUCUAGGCCACAGGGACAAUCUAACCUUGAAUACCAACCAUCGAUCAUGUCUGCUGACUCGAAAGAGUCGCUUGCAAACGGCUUGAUGGCUUUAAGAUUCGAGAUCAAAGACAUGGGCGAACGCAUACAAUACCUGAUUGCUCUCAGAAAGCGUAUGUCCCAUAAGCAGAAGAAGAUCGAUGAAGCGGAGUAUGAGCAGGCACUAAACUCGCCGUCGAUGAUUGUUCUUUACGAGUCGUACAAACACGCGGCCGACUUUACUGUCGACUGCAAGAACGCCUACGAACAGAGAAUGGCUCAGUAUAGCAACAGGUUCGCCCGCGCAACUGCAGAAGAUCAGAUGGAGAUAUAUGCUCUGCAAGAGCAAUGGAUCAGAGCUGCAGUCAACACUGCGGAGCAGCGAUUGCGCUAUCUAGAGCAGUUUCCAUGUGCCUAUCAGAACAAACAGUCGAUCAGGGGCCACAUCACUGCAGCAGAAGGUUCAAUGAACGCGGCAAAGACUGCUCUGAAGGAUGUGGAGAUGAAUAAGAGGGUCUUGUUUGCGAAGAUGAGCAGGGAAGGCCCCUGGGUUUGA
Messenger RNA from Fusarium verticillioides 7600, 882 nucleotides. RefSeq lists its product as hypothetical. Bases 1 to 882 code for a protein of 293 amino acids. NCBI's taxonomy places the organism in Eukaryota, Fungi, Ascomycota, Sordariomycetes, Hypocreales, Nectriaceae. The transcript is spliced from 4 exons. The record is from RefSeq and is a predicted model, not a curated record.